GGGGCGAGGAUCUUACACUGAGCGUUUGGCUUGUGGCUCUUCGUGAUAACCAGUUGCAAAAUCUGAAUUCCACGUGCGCUGACUAUAUCUGGUUACGUUGUUCCGAAGGCCCACGAUGUCGAUGCCAGUCCACCAAGAAACAGUUUAUCGGUUCUUUUUUUGGGAAUUCUUUAUCCUGCUUCUCCUUCUAUUGUUCAUACCGACAUCAGUCAUCCGUCCCAGUGGAUCAGGAAACGUAACCUCCCUACGACCACGUGGAGAUGAAGGGAAGUCAGGCAGACACGCAGACGCGACGGCCGAACAAGCGCAAAAAUUCGGCUUCACGGACACAACCAAAACAAAGGAGACUUACACAGGUCCCAAAUUUCACGAGAAAACAGAGGCGCUCCUAAGACAGGUCGAGAAUGACGUCUACUACACCAGGGAAUUCGUUCUGGCGCAGUUCCGACGAUUACAGCAUCAAUUGGCAAGCGACGCCGCUCGGGAAGAUUUCGCCCAUGUUAUCAAGGAUGUUAAACAUUAUUUCGGAGUUACCCAGUACGACCUCUGGAGACUUCGCAAUGAGUCCGGCCUUCAUGCUUGGCAGAAGAAUGAGGUAGAGGAGCUUAGUAAUCUGAUACAAAAUCGAAUCUACGCACUGCAGCAUCCCGCCGAUUGUGAAUCUGCUAAGAAAAUCGUUUGCAAUUUGCCUGCCUGGCCUGAGGGCCGAGGAAUAGGCAGUCAUCUUCACCAUAUUAGUUACUGCUUCCUCGCUUCAUAUGGGACACAGAGAACGCUCAUUAUUAAUGAAAAGCCAACGAACAUGGACUUUAGCACGGGUACCUACUUUCUACCCCUUAGUGAAAACUGUACCUACAAUAAUAUGAGCACUGCGUGGCCAGGCAAACAAGACUCGCUCGCUAUCCAGUUUCCCGACAAUGACAAACCCAAACCGCGGCCGAACUAUUUCCCAAGGUCAGUGCCCCGGGACUUUGCCCAGCGCCUCACGAGUGCCCACGGCGACCCCUUCGCCUGGUGGAUGGGGCAGUUCUUCAAGUACGCCUUGAGGAUGACCCAGGGAUUCCAGGACUACGUCGAGAAGCUAGGGGCUCGGCUAGGCUACGAGAGUCCGAUUGUUGGAGUGCAAGUCAGGAGAACGGACAAGCUGCGUCACGACUCGAGAUUCAUAAAACUGGAAGAAUACAUGGAGGUCGUGGACGACUUUUUCGACGACCUGGAGAUUCGAGGGACGAAGGUGACGACUCGCAGGAUCUACUUGGCCACAGACGACCCGAAGGUCCUCCAGGAAGCGAAGGCGAAAUUCCCCAACUACGCGUUUGUGUUCAACGAGGAGAGCGUCGCCACAGCCAGCCUGAGACGAAGGAGUAGCAAAGCCAACAUGAGAAACCUCAUGGCUGACAUCUACUUCCUCUCUCGCUCUGACUUCCUCGUGUGCGGCAUGUCGUCUAAUAUAUGCAGGCUGGCGUACGAGCUCAUGCAAACCCUUCACUCGGACGCCUCGUGGAAAUUGUUCUCAAUGGAUUUACAUUAUUGUUUCCACUACCAGAGCGCUCACGAGGUAGUGGCGAGGUACCCUCACUCGCCUCGAAGCGGCAGCGAGAUCGAGCUCCGGAAGGGCGAUCGCGUGAUGAAGUCUCAGUAUCACUACAACAAGCAACGCAAUUAUCACGACGGUUUCUCGCACGGAGUCAAUCAGAGGACGAAAAGAGCCGGCUUGUACCCAACUUACAAGACGGUUGAUGUCCUGAAGCUCGCUGACACGCCACCCUUCGAUCGAAUGGACAAUAGGGAAGAGUAAUUAGGUCUAGAUUUAUUAAAGAAAGGUUUUCGAGGCUUGAAAUAUACCGUAUUUGAUACAUUUAAGCUUGAGCCAGUUCCGAUUCCUUUGCUUCUGUAAGGGUUAUCCUCUCAGUAAAGAUUAUUCCUAAAA
Penaeus chinensis is the source of this 1930-nucleotide messenger RNA. RefSeq names its product alpha-(1,6)-fucosyltransferase-like. Gene Ontology annotation, biological process: protein N-linked glycosylation. Bases 116 to 1798 code for a protein of 560 amino acids. Gene Ontology annotation, molecular function: alpha-(1->6)-fucosyltransferase activity; protein binding. The record is from RefSeq and is a predicted model, not a curated record. NCBI's taxonomy places the organism in Eukaryota, Metazoa, Arthropoda, Malacostraca, Decapoda, Penaeidae. The transcript has 11 exons.